AUGGCAUCAUCCAGAAGAGAUCAUCAGAUUCAGGGUUUUAGGCCUCGGUCACUCAAGGUACACAAAGAAUAUUCAUGGAAUAGUAAGAAGACGAUGAUCGUCGAGGCCAAUCAGCGCCGCCUUCCUCCACCGCAUGUUAUCUACUUGAAGUCACCAAAGGUUAUCCAUGUCAAGCCUCAGGAUUUCAUGAGCAUUGUCCAACAACUCACUGGCAAAAGUACUUCAUCCAGUCAUGUUGAUGUUGAUGUUGGUGUUGAUGUUGAAGUUGAAGAAAGAAGACGAUUAGCUGAAGAAGAAGAAGAAGAAGAAGAAAAAGAAUAA
Messenger RNA from Dioscorea cayenensis subsp. rotundata (Guinea yam), 321 nucleotides. Its product is annotated as VQ motif-containing protein 8, chloroplastic-like. The coding region runs from base 1 to 321 and encodes 106 amino acids. Gene Ontology annotation, cellular component: nucleus. NCBI's taxonomy places the organism in Eukaryota, Viridiplantae, Streptophyta, Magnoliopsida, Dioscoreales, Dioscoreaceae. The record is from RefSeq and is a predicted model, not a curated record. The transcript has a single exon.